Metopolophium dirhodum (rose-grain aphid) is the source of this 363-nucleotide messenger RNA. RefSeq names its product SCAN domain-containing protein 3-like. Gene Ontology annotation, molecular function: protein dimerization activity. The transcript has a single exon. The coding region runs from base 1 to 363 and encodes 120 amino acids. Lineage: Eukaryota; Metazoa; Arthropoda; Insecta; Hemiptera; Aphididae. The record is from RefSeq and is a predicted model, not a curated record.
AUGAAUCCUUUUAUAAAUAUUGAGACAGCAGAGAUACAAAUUCAAGAAGAACUAAUCGAACUUUCAACUGAUGAAACAUUGAAAUCCACUUUCAAGGGUAGUGAUCGGCUCACGGAAUUUUGGCUUAAAACUAACAUAAUUCAUAAUUAUCCUGGACUGUGGACUCUCGUUAAAAAAAUUUUAAUAGCCUUUCCUUCCUCAUACCUCGUCGAGCGAGGGUUCAGCACUGUAACAGAUUUAAUUACAAAAAAGAGAAAUCGACUGGAUAUCGUGACAAGAGGAGAUUUACAACUUAAGUUAACAAACAUCGAACCUAAUAUAAAAAAACUUGCUAAAAACCACCAAGUUCAACCAUCUCAUUGA